Messenger RNA from Vicugna pacos (alpaca), 1843 nucleotides. NCBI's taxonomy places the organism in Eukaryota, Metazoa, Chordata, Mammalia, Artiodactyla, Camelidae. The record is from RefSeq and is a predicted model, not a curated record.
GUUCCCCAGGCAGCUGUCGCCCCGCGCCAUGCGAGUCCUCGGGCCAAGCCUGACAGUGCGGCGCCUCCUCCGUCUUCGGCUUCCCCCGCGGCCGCCGCGGCCGCCGGGACCCCGGCUGUCGAGUGGACGGCCGGCGGCGACCGGCGCCCUGGAGCGGGCCAUGGACGAGCUCUCGCCUUGCGCCCAGGAAAUGAACGGGGUGCUGAAAAACAUGCUCUCAGAAUGGUUUUCUUCUGGGUUCCUGAAAUUGGAGCGGGUCACCUGGCAUUCGCCGUGCGAAGUGCUCCAGAAAAUCAGUGAGUCUGAGGCUGUGCACCCCGUGAAAACCUGGAUGGACAUGAAGCGCCGCGUCGGGCCCUACAGGAGGUGUUACUUCUUCUCUCACUGCUCCACCCCUGGGGAGCCCCUGAUCGUUCUGCACGUGGCACUGACCAGCGAGAUCUCCAGCAGCAUCCAGGCGAUCAUUGUGAAGGAGUGUCCCCUGUCGGAAACUGAGGAGCAGAACAGGAUCACCACAGCCAUCUUCUACUCCAUCAGCCUGACCCAGCAGGGGCUGCAGGGCGUGGAGCUGGGCACCUUCCUCAUCAAGCGGGUGGUCAAGGAGCUGCAGAAAGAGUUUCCUCACCUUGGGACGUUUUCAAGUCUGUCUCCUAUCCCCGGAUUCACCAAAUGGCUCCUGGGGCUCCUGAAGUCGAAAGCCAAGGAGCACGGGAGGAGCGAACUGUUCACCGAUUCUGAGUGUAAGGAAAUCUCUGAGAUCACAGGGGGCCCCGUUCACGAGACUCUCAAGGCCUUCCUGAGCAGCAGCGAGUGGGUGAAGUCCGAGAGGCUGGUCCGGGCGCUGCAGGCCCCCUUGAUGAGGCUCUGCGCCUGGUACCUGUACGGAGAGAAGCACCGAGGCUACGCCCUGAACCCUGUGGCCAACUUCCACCUGCAGAACGGCGCCGUGAUGUGGCGCAUCAACUGGAUGGCAGACGUCAGCCUCAGGGGCAUCACCGGCUCGUGCAGCCUCAUGGUCAAUUACCGCUACUUCCUGGACCAGACAGCCGCCAACAGCACUGCCUACCUCGGCUCCAAGAACAUCAAGGCUUCAGAGCAGGUCCUCAGCUUGGUAGCCCAAUUUCAGAAGAACAGCAAACUCUAAUGUACCCUUUCCCAAAGCAGACACCCCAGCUGGGAAAAGGAUAAUUUUCUGGAUGAUCGGGGGCAGGGUCAUGUAUCCAAAGGAGCUAUUAGAGUAAAGCAGAGUUAAACUGUGGUCUCUGGCCUGCGGCAGGGUCACACCCAGCGGCCAUGCCCUGACUUUGAUUGCAAACAAGGGAUGGUGUGGGACCUGAAGCAGGGUGGUGGUGGUGGGUGCUGGGGGAUGCAGGCUGGGUGGGGACAUGGGGCUCUCUCCAGAAGAUUCCAUCGUGGCUUUUGGCCUGGCUCCCUGCCCUGGGACAGUCUUCAGAACCUGUAGAGCCUCUGUCAGUGCCCGUCCCAGGGUGGAUGGGUCAGCCUCACUGGGACCCGGGCAGACAGCCCAGAUGAGAUUUUCCUUUGAGCUUAGAACAUAAUUCAGCCGUGGUCACUUUAGCCAUUUCUCUCCACUCACUGCAAAUGGGUCAAGGGAUGCUCUACGUUUCACUAGUUUAAUUUCAGUGUUCAUGAAUGUAUAAAAAGGUUUGUGACUUUGCACAAACUGUGCUAAUUUAAAUCACUGGAUAUAAGAGUUGUUGUCACCUGGGGCUUAAAUUGGAUUAUAGACUUGAUGGUUACAGUGAUUCAAGUUCAUAAUGAACUGAAUGGCGAAGAACAAGUUUGUUCUGUGAAACAUUAAACAUAUGGUUCUUUACGAUCA